Molecule: messenger RNA, 1077 nt
Organism: Emericellopsis cladophorae
Lineage: Eukaryota; Fungi; Ascomycota; Sordariomycetes; Hypocreales; Bionectriaceae
Exons: 1
Coding region: 1-1077 (358 amino acids)
Molecular function (GO): oxidoreductase activity, acting on the CH-OH group of donors, NAD or NADP as acceptor
Source: RefSeq, a predicted model, not a curated record
AUGACAGUACGACACUCGACACCUGCUGCUGGAGAAGGAGCCCUCGCGUGGCCGUGUCGCGUUCUCGUCACCGGCGGCAACGGCUUUAUUGCGCAGCAUACAAUCGCUGUCCUUCUCGAGGAGGGCUACCACGUAGUCACCACCGUUCGAUCCGAAGAGAAAGUGGAUGCUGUUCGCAAGACGCACAAUGGUCAUGGCGACUUGACCAUUGUCGUGGUGGGAGACAUUACGUCUGCGGAUGCAUAUCUAGCAGGGCUACAGAACGAGACGAUUCACGCGAUUCUCCAUCUGGCGGCACCAUUCACCUACGCGACACAGAGCUUUGAGACGGACCUCAUGAUCCCUUCGGUACAGGGGGCGGAGGCGGCUCUUCAUCUUGCGGAGCAGCUUGGUGUGAAAAGAGUCGUCCAGACCAACUCGUUUGCCUGCAUCUACGACGCCAGCCUUGGUCCGCGUCCCGACAAGAUCUACUCCGCAAAGGAUUGGGCACCUCUCACCUACGACGAUGGCGUCCGCGCAAAGGACGCUCCGACAGCAUAUCGCGCGAGCAAGGUGGCUGCGGAGCGGGCAGCAUGGGACUUUAUGAAGCAGAGCAGAUGCUUUGAUCUCGUCAGCUUGUGCCCAGGCAUGGUGUUUGGACCUUGGCUGGACGCCCCGACGACGGUCAAGUCCAUCAACACGAGCAACAUGCUGGUGUAUAAUGUGGUGUCGCUGCCGGAAGAAGAGAGCGUGCCACCGACCAAGGCACCCGUGUGGGUGCACGUGAGGGAUGUGGCGAGGGCACAUGUCCAAGCAUUGCGUAUUCCAGAGGCCGGUGGGAAGAGGUUCCUCCUUGCAACCAAUGUCUACUGCAACCAGGAGAUUGCGGACGUGGCAAGAGAAGUGAUACCACCGGCAAUGAGGAAGGGCAGAGUACCUGUUGGUCAGUUGGGGAAACGGGAGCACAGGACGCAUUUCGGCAUCGAUGUGCAGGAGACCCUGGGUAUCCUUGGAUUACAGUGGACUGACCUAGGUACAUGCCUGAGGGAGCUGGUGCCCCAGCUGUACGCCAUCCAAGAUGAGGGUAGCAAAGUAUGA